AUUUUAGGUACUUCCGGUUGAAAAAGAAUCCAUGUGAGUUUGUUUACAAAUUUUAAGAUAUGUUUUGCGCCCGACUGGAUGUAUAUACCCCAUCCCACAUAUAUAUUUACAUAGACAGAAGUGUAUACAUAUAUUUAUGAUGAUGAUCUGUCAAGUUUUCUGGAGUCACAUACACUAAUGGCAGGUGUUGAAGGAAGCCUCACUUCUCAUCUUCAAAGUCUUACUCUUUCUGAUAAAUCUGCCAUUGCUCUUAAAAAGGUGGAGGAAAACUAUAUAUUAGAUAUUGCAGUACAAACCAAUACACCGGGAAAACAAAAACUGGUUGCAGCCACAAGCUCAAAUCAUGACAUCAGGUUAUAUCAGCAUGCUGACCUGGCCAUGGUUGGUAAACUGAGAGGUCACUCUGAUGUCAUAACUGGGAUCCAGUUUGCAAAUACUGAAGAAGACAUUUUAUUCUCUUCUGCUUUGGAUAAAUGUAUCAAAUGUUGGGAUAAACGGUCUGGAAAAUGUGUCCAAAAUUUUGAAGCUCCAGAAGAAAUCAAAGGGCUCAGCAGCUUCGGUAUCAACUGCAAUGACAGAGUGUUGGCAGGAGGAACUGAAUGUCUGACAACUGCAGAAGAUAUACACAUCCUUUUCUGGGAUAGAAGGAAAACAGAAGUUAUGGGGUCAUACAGUGAAAGUCACCAGGAUGACAUCACACAAGUUAAAUUUCACCCCAGUCAGCCAGAUAAUCUUGCCACAGGUUCUACGGAUGGCCUUGUGUGUGUCUUUGACAUAUCGCUGACUUCUGAAGACGAUGCCAUUACGUGGACAUUUAAUACGGAAUCAUCCGUGGCUAGAAUCGGUUGGACUGGAGAGAAACAGAGUGAUGUAUAUUGCAUCACACAUGAUGAUACUUUGCACGUGUGGGAUUCGGUGGAGGGAGACGACGUUUUGAACAGAACGAAUAUCCGAGAUGAGCUGCAGGACACUGAGCUGUUUGACUAUAUGGUGGAUUGUAUAUAUGUAGACCAAUUGUAUCUAGUUUUGGGCACCCACAGUGGUGAGCUUAGAAUUGCGACUGUAGACGAAACAUUGAAAAUCGUGAAAACACUAAAAGGUGGCCACUCAUCAACCGUGAGAUGUUUGCACUGGGAUAAUACGACUUGCACAUUGCUAUCGGGAGCGGAGGACUCUUUGUUGUGUAAAUGGAGCGACUGCGUGCAGAAGCCAGACACCCAGAGAGUCAACUUUAAAAUGAAGAAAAAGGAAGCGAAGAAAGUAAAGCCCUAUUGAAAUGUUUAGAAUACAUUAGAAGUGUGGAGUAAACUGUCAACAAGAGUUA
Ostrea edulis (European flat oyster) is the source of this 1324-nucleotide messenger RNA. Its product is annotated as WD repeat-containing protein 89-like. NCBI's taxonomy places the organism in Eukaryota, Metazoa, Mollusca, Bivalvia, Ostreida, Ostreidae. The coding region runs from base 178 to 1275 and encodes 365 amino acids. Gene Ontology annotation, molecular function: protein binding. The record is from RefSeq and is a predicted model, not a curated record. The transcript is spliced from 14 exons.